GGUGUGUGUUGCCGUGGCCGUGUGCGUAGGUCUGAGUCCCCAUUUAAAAAGGAGAGUAAAUCGUCGUUUCUGUUGGAUUUUGCGACGAAGCUUGAUUGGAGUUCAGAGAAGCGCGGAAGAGAGAGCGGAUUAAAAACUGGAGGAGGAUAAGUGCCUUUUGAAGAGACCACAGUCGGAGUUACAUCGAAGUAACUAUGGAAGUUCCUGGUAUGCAGAGUUCUCAUGUUGAUCCAGAAGAGUUGUUUACCAAGUUGGAUCGCAUUGGCAAGGGAUCCUUCGGCGAGGUCUUUAAGGGUAUUGAUAAUCGUAGUACGAGCGUUGUUGCCAUUAAGACCAUUGACUUGGAGGAGGCUGAGGAUGAGAUCGAGGACAUUCAGCAGGAGAUCACAGUCCUCAGUCAGUGUGACAGUCCCUACAUCACUAAGUACUACGGCUCGUAUCUGAAGGGCAGUAAACUAUGGAUCAUCAUGGAGUAUCUAGGUGGUGGCUCGGCUCUGGAUUUGCUUCGAGCAGGUCCAUUUGAUGAGUCUCAGAUUGCUACCAUGCUAAAGGAGAUCUUGAAAGGACUGGACUACCUGCAUUCAGAGAAGAAGAUUCACAGAGACAUUAAAGCUGCUAAUGUGCUCCUAUCAGAGCACGGUCAGGUGAAACUGGCGGACUUCGGGGUGGCCGGGCAGCUGACAGACACACAGAUUAAGAGGGAGACCUUCGUGGGCACGCCAUUUUGGAUGGCCCCCGAGGUCAUACAGCAGUCUGCGUACGACUCUAAGGCUGACAUAUGGUCACUGGGUAUAACAGCCAUCGAGCUGGCCAAAGGCGAGCCUCCGAACUCUGACAUGCAUCCAAUGAGGGUCUUGUUUCACAUCCCCAAGUCGCCGCCUCCCACCCUGACUGGGGACUUCUCCAAGAGCUUCAAGGAGUUCACCGAGGCCUGCCUCAACAAGGACCCGGGCUUCAGACCCACCGCGAAAGAGCUGCUCAAACACAAGUUCAUAGUCAAACACUGUAAGAAGACGUCGUACCUCAGUGAGUUGAUUGACAGGUACCGGAGGUGGAAGGAGGAGGGGCAUAGCGGCAGCAGCUCGGACGACUCGGAUAGUGAGUCCAGUAACAAGGAGAACAGCCAGUCUCCGGAGUGGUCCUUCACAACGGUCCGCAAGAAGAAGACGGAGAGCAGGAAGGUUCUCAAUGGGACGGGUCAGGACCAGCUGAGCAAAUCCACCAGCCUGACAACAGUCAUCUCUCCCGUUUUCACUGAGUUGAAGCAGCAACACAAGGACCAGUCUGAGCAGCGGCUGGCUAUCGAGGAGCUGGAACGCAACAUCCGAUUGGCUGAGGAGGUCUGCCCGGGCAUCACCGACAGGAUGGUCACACACAUUAUCGCCAGGUACCAGAAAUUCUCAACCAACUGAAGAAGAAAGAGAUGGACGGAUGAGUGCGGUAUGCUGAGCGUGACAGGAAACGGGAGACUGUGUCUCCAUCUGGUGAAGCCGAAGACUGUUGGAUGAUGGGAAAUGGAGGAGUUUUGCUGUGCAACGUCUCCUCGCAUUACACUCCGAAACAGACACUACUUGUAAUAUAUAAACUAAAUACAUAUCUAUUUUUUUUUCUCUUCACUGCUGUUCGCUGAAAAUAAGCCUGUUUUACAGCAGGACCUCAAAACGAAAAUAGCUUUAUUUUGCUUUUAACUGCGAUGCAUGUAGACACACAGGUUUUACUGUCCCUUUAGGGUUGUACAAAUUUUUAAAAAAAAAUCUUAUUUUGAUAUAUAAAUUCUCCCAACUUAAGGUUUACCCAUAACAUAUAGACAUUCCAGUCCGGCCAAGAAUGUCAUUUACUAUCCUUUUAUAAGAAGUACCUUCAUUUACCUUUUUUUUUUUUAACCUUCGUCGGUAAGUUUUAAGCUUUUGAUCGAAACGCUCUGCUCAGCCCCUCAACUGCAAGAGGAGAAGAAGGAAAAGCCAUUAUCUCACCCAACAGCAGUGAUGCAUUCUGUGUCAUGACCUGCCGCCACUUGCAGAUGACCUCCCAUUCGUAGCAACAGAGACUCGUUACCCUGUUUGUUCAGCACAGUUAAUUUUACAGAAACUCUUAGAAAUGACAGCUCCCAGACCCGUACGAGAACCAGCCGUGUUCAAAACGCCGUCACUGAACGAGAGGUUAUGACCAGGGUUUGGAUUUCCACAUUAACAAAAGUCAAACCCCGUAAACGAUGUCGUAGGAAAUAUCCACUACCUGUGCCCUGGCCGUCAUUUUCCUGUUACUCCAUGUUUUCUUCUUUUCGCUCUGUUACUGCCCUUCGGCUUGAUGGUACUACUAGGAUGACAGGGACGAAUCACGGUACACUUGAUGAAGCUGCCUCCAGUUUACCGUUAUCCUUGGUUCAGGAGUCAUUCUUCUGUUCAUUUGUGCGUCGCCUUCCACCAGGAUACAGGGAACGGUCAUGCAGUCACAUCGAACCCAGAUGGUGUAGUCUGGCGAUUACUGCAAUGUUAAGAUAAUGAUCCGCACCGUUGAUUAGAAAUUUCAGAAUACUUUCUGAACCAACAACCAAAGGGACUUUCUGUGGCGUAACCUUUAAAGGGACGUGUCAUUAUCAACACAUCCAUGUGUCUGGUUUUGGGGCAAAGGUCACGCGUCUCUUUUUCCUAACAAUCCCAUGUUUGAAACACAGGUUGAAACGGCAUAUAUAUAUAUAUACACACACACUUUGUGUCGAUGUCUCGUUUUAAACUUGGGGGCCUGUUGGCAGAAUAACACGAAUCCCUGUUGCUCCAAACCAGCCGUACACAAAACUCAAGUCCUCUUAUUAAAGGUCUCGAGGAUGGAGCUGUAAUAUAAGACUUUACUGAUAUUUUGUACCAAAGACACUAUAAUGCUUGGUCAUUGUAUAUUUUCAUCUUUUUAUAUAUGGCAAGAGAUGCAAAAAAACCUAAAAAAAAAAAAAAAUUCCCUUGAGAG
This is a messenger RNA of Lampris incognitus (smalleye Pacific opah), 2961 nucleotides long. It is a transcript of the gene stk26, whose product is annotated as serine/threonine protein kinase 26. The transcript is spliced from 12 exons. The record is from RefSeq and is a predicted model, not a curated record. Gene Ontology annotation, biological process: protein phosphorylation. Gene Ontology annotation, molecular function: ATP binding; protein kinase activity. The coding region runs from base 195 to 1412 and encodes 405 amino acids. NCBI's taxonomy places the organism in Eukaryota, Metazoa, Chordata, Actinopteri, Lampriformes, Lampridae.